This is a messenger RNA of Hyposmocoma kahamanoa, 825 nucleotides long. RefSeq lists its product as uncharacterized. The coding region runs from base 1 to 825 and encodes 274 amino acids. The transcript has a single exon. Lineage: Eukaryota; Metazoa; Arthropoda; Insecta; Lepidoptera; Cosmopterigidae. The record is from RefSeq and is a predicted model, not a curated record.
AUGUUGUCUAGUGAGUACAGUCUGGAGUGUGGAGUGAGACAGGGUGGAAUUACGUCACCUAAGCUGUUUAACCUGUACGUCGACGAGCUGAUAGGCGGGCUCAGUGGCAUGCAUGCGGGGUGUUAUGUUGGUAGCACAUGCAUUAACAACAUAAGCUAUGCCGAUGACAUGGUGCUGCUUAGCCCGUCGGUCGGUGCGUUGGUGCAGUUACUUGAGACCUGUGAGGAGUAUGCCACGGCCCACGGACUUGUGUACAACCCCAAAAAAAGCGAGGUGAUCAUUUUUAAAGCGGGUAAUAUUAAGCCAUAUUAUGUGCCACCCAUAUUGUUACAUGGUACUCCUUUAAAGGUUGUGGAAAGCGUGAAGUACUUGGGGCACAUCCUCUCGAGCGAUAUGAAUGAUGAUUUGGACAUUGAUAGGGAGCGUAGGGCGUUGUCGGUUCGGAGUAAUAUGCUUGCCCGCAGGUUUGCUCGAUGUUCAUAUGAUGUAAAAGUCACUUUAUUCAAAGCAUACAGCCAAUCCUUUUUUUCGAGCAGCCUGUGGGUUAGGUAUACGAAACGGGCCUACAGUGCUCUACGUGUACAGUACAAUAACGCGUUUAGGAUGCUGUUGGGACUGCCAAGUAGGUGUAGCGCGUCGGGCAUGUUUGCGGAAGCUCGUACGGACGGCUUCCAAGCCGUCAUGCGAAAGAGGAUUGUCGCCCUGUGGAGUCGCAUCCGGAAAAGUACCAACAGCAUUCUGAACGCUAUCGCUUGGAGGUUUGACUGUCCAAUUGCAGAAUAUUGGAUGAGUCAAACAAAAGGUGUGGCCCAAUGGGAGCUGUAG